UUACAAACAACGCGAUAUAAUAUCCCUGAAAAUUAAUUUUGUUCAAAAUUUUGUGAACAUAAAAAUGAUUUAUAUCCAGUAGAAAAGAAAUCAUUGCUCCAAAAAUCCAUCGGAAUCAAUAACAACAUGAACGAGACAACUUGUGAUAAUCGACUGAAGAAGCAGCCAUCAUCGUUAUACAAUACGUGUAUUCGAUACGUUGCACGAAAUUUAAAAAAGUACAAGCACAUCGAGUAUUUGGAAGUGUUACCACCGUUGAUCAAGAAUGCCCUGGUUCUUAACGUAACUCGAGUUCACGGGGGCUUCCAGGAUGACGAACUUCUGGAAAUGCUGCUGAAUAUCACCCUCACUCGGAUAAAUCUGUCCAGUUCGACCAUAACCGAUAGGACAUUGCUUUCGCUGGCCGAAAAAUGUCCAAACCUUAAGAGCCUUACACUGACCCAGGGAGAUUACCGAUUCAGCCGUCGCGGACUGGAGACAGUCGUCCGACAGCUGAAACAUCUGCAGCAGCUUUCAGUCCGGAACUGUACGCUGGUGGAUGACGAACUGGUAGCCCUGUUGGCCCAGAACUGUCCCCGGCUGGAUCUGAUGGACUUUGAGUGCUGCGCGAACGUGACGGACCGGUCGGCCGAUUCGAUCAAACGACUCAAGCUGACUAAGCUGAACCUUUCGAGGACGCGCAUUUCGGACCAAUUCUUGAUGGCGAUCGCCAACGCGGAGUGCGGUUGCUCGUUGGAGGACCUUAACGUCGGCCACUGUAGGAUUACGGGUGCGGGCCUGGGGAGACUGCCUUGGGAUACGAUCAAGUACAUCGGAUUUGAGGGAUGCGAGAUAGAUGAUCUUGACUUCAUAGGAAUGAACAAAAACCUCAAGUACAUACAAUGGACUAUAUCCAAUUGAUGGAUAUUUCGCCACGCACAGUGGACAUGCAAUAUUUAACUAUCGUGUAAGUUUCAGAGACAUAUAUAUUUCUACAUAAGUCGCAUUCUCAACGGUCAGACGGUCAAAGAUUAACUAGAAGUUUUUAUCUGAUAACGAUAAAUCUUUAAUUUUGAAUGCACCCUGAUAUGGAACCCUUUAAAAGCAAUUACUAUUUACCUAAAUAUGUACCAUCCACGGUAUUUUAUCGAUAAAUUUAAAGUGUGAUUCAAAUUUCAUGAUCAGAGAACUACUUAAUAUUAACGACUUAGAGUAUAAUACUAGCACAUACUUUAGAAUUAUUUAUUGAAGACGAGUUUUGCAAUACAAAUGUAAAUAAGAUCAUCGAAAGCUCUGAACGACUUUUUAACAAAUUGCCUAUUUGAAACACGGAACAAUUUAUAUUAACUAAACAAACUAAUUUUUGCUAUGUAUUAUGUUUUAGACGCUUUUAACCAUGUGAGGACCAAAUUCACUUUUCACCUCUCUCAAAAUUUGUUUUCAUUUAUUUGUAUCGGAAAAAUGUUAUAUCUUUAGUUUUAGGAAACACCAAUCUAUUCAAUCAAUGUCUAUUCUAUCCUCGUCCCUAUGACCUUCUCCAAAUAACAUUUUAGGAAUCCCCUUAAAUCACAUGUUGCCCUUGAAUAGCGUUUAGCUGCGCCAGAUGAAUAAAAGUACACACCAGAAUAGCUAAACAAAUUUUAAACGAUCUUAUAACAAAAUAAACUAAACGAACACGCAUACUACUAGACACAAUACAGUCACGGACCAUUCCUAAGUCGCCCUAACAAUAGCGACGAGUGAAAAAACUCAACUAGAGCAAAGUAAUUUAUAACCUAGUACAGAAGUAACAAAACUAUUUCAACUCAAUGUCAAACGGAAACAGAAGUUUUCGCAUGGUGAUGAUUU
Molecule: messenger RNA, 1827 nt
Organism: Armigeres subalbatus
Lineage: Eukaryota; Metazoa; Arthropoda; Insecta; Diptera; Culicidae
Product: F-box/LRR-repeat protein 20-like
Exons: 3
Coding region: 127-900 (257 amino acids)
Biological process (GO): SCF-dependent proteasomal ubiquitin-dependent protein catabolic process
Cellular component (GO): SCF ubiquitin ligase complex
Molecular function (GO): protein binding
Source: RefSeq, a predicted model, not a curated record